Messenger RNA from Crotalus tigris (Tiger rattlesnake), 5418 nucleotides. RefSeq names its product poly(A) binding protein cytoplasmic 1 like (gene PABPC1L). Gene Ontology annotation, molecular function: mRNA 3'-UTR binding; poly(A) binding; poly(U) RNA binding. The record is from RefSeq and is a predicted model, not a curated record. Gene Ontology annotation, cellular component: cytoplasmic stress granule; nucleus; ribonucleoprotein complex. The coding region runs from base 3067 to 4974 and encodes 635 amino acids. The transcript is spliced from 15 exons. Lineage: Eukaryota; Metazoa; Chordata; Lepidosauria; Squamata; Viperidae.
UUAACAACCGUGUUACUAAUUUAACACCUGCAGUGAUUCCCUUAACAACUGUGGCAAGAAAAGUCAUAACAUGGGGCAAAAUUCCCUUAACCAAUAUCUUACUUAGUGACAAAAAUGUUUGGCUCAGUUGUGACCGUAAGAUGAGGACUACCUGUACUCAGACGUUAAUAGCUCAUUACUUAAGCCAUUGACUUAAACCACAGAUAAAAAUGUAGGUGUUGAAGCUUCUUGUAAGAAGACAUUAAGCUAGAAUCUUGCCAUAAGGCCCUUUUUUUUUCUUCAUCUCUCUGCUGCUGAGAAGAACAGGCUUUUGCUCUGCUCCUGUAAGAUUCAUUGGAGAGAAGUAGCAGCUUGGUCAAAAUGUUGGGAACAGGAACUGUCUGAUGGUCACACCUGCUGCUCUGUGAGUGGAAGGGGUGGGGCUAUGGGAUUCUGAAUACCUUAUCCACAUUAGAGAGCACCUGUGCCAGAGGAGAGCUUUUUGUUGGUGGUUUUCCAUAGCUGUAAGUGAGUGCUUGAUGGAGAGGGGUGUGGAUUCAGGAAUUUGAGCCCCAGCACACUCACUCAAACAUCAAUCCAUGUUGUUAGAAGGGGAAACUAAUUUUCAGAGGUAAAUUGGACAGAGGUACUAUAGGCAAGUGAACAGUGGUAUUUUUAAACUCAAAGGUAUAUUGUACUGAAUAGACCAAAUCCACUGGAGCCCUUCUGUCCUGCAAUGGACUGGUUUCUUAUGACUGCCCUGCAGCCAGUAGUUGAGCUUGUAUAAAAUGCUUAUAUGUAAUUAAGUUAACCAUGGUUUAUUCAACUAAGCUACUUUUUGGCUACACAUAACCUAAGAACCAUAUGCUCUAACUGCAUAGGUUGGGUUUAAGCAACAAGCUGUCCUAAAAUGUGAUAGGCUGAUAUGUAAUCCAGUGUGUUGUGCCUACACAGGUGCUUAAUGUGUCCCCUCAGCUGCACAAUUCAGCUGUGUGACUUUGGCUCAACCAUCUUAUUAUUCAGGCUAAGUGAGGUAUUGAAGUUAUGUUUUAGGGGCAGGAAGGACAUAGAACUUGAUUAGAGGUAAGGUAAGGAGUAAACAUCGAUCCUAAGGCACAUAUUUGCUUUCUUUUAUUUAUGUUCAUUAUUGAAAAAUGGUUGUGGUUUCAUCUACUGAAACAUGUAUGUGCUUUUCUUAGGUAAUGAUGCCAGCAGCAAAGUACCUGAUCUCUAUGUCUUUGAAAUUGAAAUAAUUCUAAAUGCAGAAAUAAUUAAAAGGGCUAUGCCACCUCCCUUCCCAGUCUUUCUGAGCCAUAAUGGGAAGGAUGUGAUUGGCGGAGGCUUUUUUCAAACUCAUUCCUUCCAACUAUGCUGAAGUUACAAUUCCCAAAUUGUCUGUUAUCUCUUUUGGCUAUAUUGGAUUGAGAUUUGUGGGACUAAGAAUAUCAGAUUGAGAAAGACUAAUAUAUGAUAUUAAUAUAACUGCUAUAAUUGUAUAGGGGAUAAACUGAAACAAACAACCAUUUUAAAAAAAAGUUUGUUGAGUUCCUUCUGAAUUAAUUACCUAGAAAUAGUGGCCAUUUUAAAAAUAGUUUUACAUCAAAUCAAAACAUUUUUCCAACUUUCCACAACCUGGCUUCCUCCAGAUACUUUACUAGUUUCAACUUAACCUGACCAUUUGAAGGUUAUUAAUGAAAAUUAUAAAGGAGAGAUGAUUAAGAAUUAUUGGCAAUGUAAAUAUUAGUUUAUCUAUUGAUAAUGAGAGUUUUUUUAAAAAAACCUAAAAUCAUUUUUACAGAGUCCAGAAUCAGGGUGCUCUUAUAAUUUUCCUAGGAAGAUUAAAUACUUUUGUAGCUCUCUUUUGAUGUAGUUUUGAACAAUUAGGGAAAUAACUGGUAUUGCAUUGAAUCCUCUAAUUAAAGAAGCAUGGCAUUAGUACUUUGGCCAAUGUUUCCCUUAAAAACUCUUCACCAUUUGUACUAUAUAACACCACAGAAAAAAGUCUUCAGUGAGAAUUAAGCAAUAUGAGUGUCUAGUUUCUUAUCUUCCUUCUUUAGAAGAACAAGAGAAGAUAUGUAAGAGUAGGUUUUAUCUACAUAAUGAUUUUUUUUGCAAAUGAACCAUCAAUAGAAUAAUUGUUUGUGUUAAGUAGAGUAAGCUAAAAUGGAUCCUACAGAGAAGAAAAUAUGAGAAAGAAGUUAAACCUCCUCUUUCAGAACAUUAAACUUGAGAUUAGGAGUGAAUAUCCUGUAGAGAAAGUGAAACUUCACCAGAGUCCUAGUCUUAUGACUCUGUGUACUGUCAAAGUUUAUAUAAGAUGCUUCAUAUGUUAUUUCUCCCAUAUAUGCAUAUGCAGAAGUGUGGGAAGCAAUUGUAAGACACAAAAGUGUUUAGAACUCAGUUUGAAAAAGACUGACUUUCUUCUUCCAGUAUAAAAUCAUUUUACCAAUGACUUCUUCUGAGAAUAGUGUUGGAUUUUGAAUAACAUUAUCUGGCUUUGAAAAUUGCUUGGCCAUAAAAAUUAUCAACCUUGGGAUACUUCAGUUUAGCAGUCUUGGGAUAAUAGCUUAUCAUGAAGUAUAAUGAGCUUAGUAUAACCUCAGUCCAUUAUACUUCACUAAGAAGAUAAAAAGAUAAAACAGUUUCCAAAAAAGUACCAAGCAAUUUUACUGCAAUUUUUCUCAACCUCAGAAACGUUAUGAUUUGCAGACUUCAGUUCCCAGAAUUCUUCAUCUAGCAUUUGUUUUCUGCAUACAGGGAAUUCCAUUAUUCCUCCUCCUAGUCUUAUUGCAGUAUAAUGGGAAUUAUUGAAAAAUGAUUGGAUUCUAGUUUAAGUAGACUUGAGUGUGGAGAGCUUAUAUAUACUUUGCUUCCAAUUAUAUAUUGGAAUGUAGUCCAGUCUUAAUAUUUUUCCCCUGAUACCAUGCAAAUUUCUUCAUUGCACUGCUGUAACAUAGAGAUGUUACAUGGAGUGCUAUCGUAGCUAUUCCAACACCAUGUUGUUUUUGUCUCUCAAAAGUCUACAUCAUGCAACUUAGUAGUAAUUAGGUUCUGCUUCACUUCCAAAGUUAAACUAGAUGAUUGGCCAUGAAUGCUAGUGGCCCAGGAUAUCCUCUAGCCUCUCUCUAUGUGGGUGACCUGCAUCCAGAUGUUACUGAAGCCAUGUUGUUCGAGAAGUUUUCACCUGCUGGGACCAUCAUGUCCAUCAGAGUUUGUCGAGACGUUGCCACACGACGAUCUCUAGGUUAUGCUUACAUAAAUUAUCAACAGCCUGCUGAUGCUGAACGGGCCUUGGACACCAUGAAUUUUGAAGUCAUAAAAGGUCGGCCCAUUCGUAUCAUGUGGUCCCAGCGAGAUCCCGGACUCAGGAAAUCAGGUGUUGGGAAUAUUUUCAUCAAGAAUCUGGAUGAUUCCAUUGAUAACAAAGCCUUAUAUGAUACAUUCUCAGCUUUUGGAAAUAUUCUUUCUUGCAAAGUUGUUUGUGAUGAGAAUGGAUCUAGGGGCUACGGCUUCGUCCAUUUUGAGACUCACGAGGCAGCAAACAGAGCAAUUGAUACAAUGAAUGGAAUGCUGCUAAAUGAUAGCAAGGUAUUUGUUGGCCACUUUAAGUCCCGCCGAGAGCGUGAAGCAGAAUAUGGAGCCAAAGCAAUGGAAUUUACUAAUGUCUACAUCAAAAACUUUGGAGAGGACAUGACUGAUGAGAGGCUGCAAGAAAUAUUCUCAAAAUUUGGAAAGACCUUGAGUGUCAAGGUCAUGAUAGAUAAUACAGGCCGCUCAAAAGGAUUUGGUUUUGUCAAUUUUGAGAAGCAUCAAGAUGCUCGGAAGGCUGUUGAGCACAUGGAUGGAAGCAAGAUCAAUGACCGAACAAUAUUUGUUGGCAGAGCCCAAAAGAGGAUUGAACGACAAAAUGAACUGAAGCGUAAAUUUGAGCAACUCAAGCAGGAAAGAAUGAGCCGAUAUCAGGGAGUAAACUUGUAUGUAAAGAACUUGGAUGAUGGUAUUGGUGAUGAGCAGUUAAGAAAAGAAUUCUCACCCUAUGGAACCAUCACAAGUGCCAAGGUAAUGACAGAUGGCGGACACAGCAAAGGUUUUGGGUUUGUAUGUUUUUCUUCUCCAGAAGAAGCGACAAAGGCUGUGACUGAAAUGAAUGGACGCAUCGUCAGCACUAAGCCUUUGUAUGUUGCCCUUGCCCAACGGAAAGAGGAGCGAAAAGCCAUUCUCACCAACCAAUACAUGCAGAGACUGGCCACCAUGAGGUCCUUUUCUGGUCCUUUCCUAUAUUCUUUCCAACCGUCUGCAGGCUACUUCCUGUCCUCGAUUCCACAGCCACAAACUAGAGCUACUUUCUACAGUCCUAGCCCAGUUGCCCCGGUCCGCCCAGCCCCUCGCUGGAACACUCAAUCCUCAAGGCUUCCUUCAUCCUAUCAUGCAGCUACGCCAAUGGUAAGAGCUAAUGGACCGCCUCGCCGCUUCGUUUCCAACAUCAGCACUAUGAGACAAGCCUCCACUCAAGUUCCCAGAGUACCCUCCACUGGCCAAAGAGUGGUCAACAUUGGAACCCAGACCAUUAGUGCAAGAGCAUCCUCUUCUCCAACUUUCUCACAUGGUAUCUCGCAGUACAAGUAUUCUUCAGCUGUGAGGAAUGUCCAUCCUUUGGGUACAGUGACAUCUCUGCCAAUGCAACAGGCUGUAGAACCAAUCAUUCAUAUCCAGGGACAGGAGCCCUUGACCACAUCCAUGUUGGCUGCGGCCCCUCCUCAAGAACAGAAACAAAUACUUGGUGAACGUCUCUAUCCUCUAAUUCAUGCAAGGCACCCCACUCUGGCUGGAAAGAUUACAGGCAUGCUGUUGGAGAUAGAUAAUUCUGAUCUGCUUCUCAUGCUGGAGUCACCAGAAUCCCUUCAGUCUAAGAUCGAGGAAGCAGUAGCUGUGCUUCAAGCCCAUCAGAUCUCUGAAGCAACCCACAAGAGCAGUUCAAUGGCAUUUCUCCCCUGAUGAAGGAAAAAAAAGAAAAUGGACAGUCCCCACUGAAGAGAGGAAAAACCUUCAUGCUACCAGAGAUUUUGUUAAUAUCUCUUUAAACUAGUUGUUCAUGCAAAAAUCUAGCCCGAUUUGAAUUGUUUUCUUUUUUUUGCACUGAAUAGCUGUUAAAGUAACUUUUCCCAUAUGUAAUCCUGGUAAGCCUGGUAUAUAUGACAAUGAUGCAGUAGGAAGAUAAAAAUGGAACAAAAUUAUACUCUUUAUGUUAUUUUUUGCAAAUUUAUUUUUCAAUCCUGGUUCUUUUUUUUGUAAUCUUAAACUUGAGAGCCUGUACCAGUAUUUUAUUUAUUCCUGCUGUUGACUUGAUAAAAAUAGCUGAAACUUCACUUCACCAACCUAUGUCUCCUUUUUUAGAUGCUACUCUUCACAUUUACUGUAAAAAUGGCAGAAACAACCAAA